Messenger RNA from Pimephales promelas (fathead minnow), 4793 nucleotides. The record is from RefSeq and is a predicted model, not a curated record. NCBI's taxonomy places the organism in Eukaryota, Metazoa, Chordata, Actinopteri, Cypriniformes, Leuciscidae.
GCUUAUGUCCAAGCUCCCGCAAGACAUGCGGUCUGGAUUUCUGAGACACCUACAACCCCUCGGCAUCCGUGUCCUACGCUGUUAGACUUCGCUAGCUGGCUGGAGUUUGAGCUGCAGAUUCAGGAGUAUGGAUAUGAAUCCCGACCCAGAGAGAACCCGGAAGGUAAAAGGGAGAGACGGAAGGACUCAAAGUAUGGCAGGCCAACCACAGUCCUCCAUGGAGCGGAACAGUCUUCAAGUGGCCCGACUGUCCCAGUAUUCCCAUCCACCAGUGCCAAUCCACAAGGCAAAGUCACUCUGCCCUGCCCAUACUGUACCGAUGCCCUGCAUUACUUGAACCAGUGCAGUAAAUUUAGCCAGCUAACAACUGAGCAGCGGAGAGAUUGGAUCAAGAGAAACAGGCGGUGCUGGCGUUGUGGGUCGCUGUCAUCAGGCCGCACAGUGCAAACUAAAGGCCAGGUGCAAGAAUUGUCAGCCAUAGUGACACCAGCCACAGAGAACACCUCCUGUUUAGUGAGUACCGCCAAUGAAGUUCUCUACUUGGAUAGGCAGUCUGGCUGUAGUCAGGUGCUCCUGAAGGUAACAAAGGUUGUGCUACAUAAUGGAGAGCAGGCCCUGGAGACCUACGCGAUACUGGAUGACGGGUCAGAGCGGACUAUGUUACUUCCAGCCGCUGCUAAAGAGCUUAAACUUAAAGGGGAACCAGAGAGCCUCGCUUUAAGGACUGUGCGCCAGGAUCUUAGAAUUCUACAGGUCACCCCCAAAAAUCCUACAAGAUCAGGAGAGCCUUUACUGCCGAUCAGCUGGGGCUGGCAGAGCACUCACAACCGGUUGAAGACACUCCAGCGCAAAUAUAAACACCUGAAAGGACUCCCUUUGCAAACAUUGGAAUGUGUUCAUCCCAUGGUCCUGAUUGGGUCAGACUACACGCACCUGAUCACGCCAGUGGAACCGGUUCGUAUGGGUCCGCCUGGAGGACCAGCCGCUGUAAAGACCAAGUUGGGCUGGACUAUUCAGGGCCCAACCAAAAUCCUCAGACAAUAUCUCCAGCCACAGCAGUGUCUGCAUAUCGCCACACAGUCACCCUCUGCAGAGCUCCUUCAUCAUGUUGAGAAGCUAUGGCAAAUGGACGUAUUGCCUUAUAGGAGUGAGAAGAUGGUGAUUCGCUCAAAGCUCGAUCAAGAGGCAGUUCGCAUGCUGGAAACCAGGACAGUGAGGGUGGAAGUCGACGGAGUCAAUCGCUACGCCACCCCCUUGCUUCGUGUAAAGAACAUGCCCUGUCUCCGCACCUCCAAGGAUGCUGUACUGGCGAGUCUGCGGAGCACCGAAAGACGUCUGAUGAAAGACCCAAUACGAGCAUCAGCCUAUGCAGCAGAGAUCCUGAAGUUGGAACAGGCAGGGUAUGUGAAGAAGGUAACAGAAGAAGAGCUGAGUUUGUCUACAGAGUCCUGGUUCAUACCUCACCACAUGGUGAGUCAUAAUGGGAAAACACGACUCGUAUUCAACUGCUCCUUUGCAUACAAGGGCUAUAACCUGAAUGAGCUUCUGCUACCAGGCCCCACAUUGACCUCCAGCCUGUUAGGCUGCUGCCAGAAGACAGAUCCCUGCUUUCGUUUUGUUUGGAGGGACCUGAACAAAGAGGCGCCACCCUGCACUUAUGAGUGGCAGGUCCUCCCCUUCGGAACGACAUGCAGCCCCUGCUGUGCAACGUUUGCACUACAGAAACAUGUGACCGACCAUAGCCAGCCAGAGGAGGACGUCAGGGUGGCCGUUGAGCGUUAUUUUUAUGUGGAUAACCACUUACAGAGCCUCUCAUCCCCUACAGCAGCAAGACAGCUGGUUGACAAAUUGAAGAUGUUGUUAGCCUCAGGGGGUUUCGAGCUGCGUCAGUGGACUAGUAACGUUCCAGAAGUUAUCAGUCACCUUCCAAAAGGGGCGAGAUCCGAGAGCAGUGAGUUAUGGUUCACAGAAUCAAUGGAGGAUCCACAGGAGCUCGCACUUGGACUCCGAUGGCUUUGUGCCUCAGACACUCUGGCAUACAAGUGCAGCCUAACUGACCGUCCCACACCUACUAUGAGGAAUAUCUAUAGUACACUGGCACGUCUUUUUGAUCCACUUGGCUUUCUCGUUCCCUUCGCCACGCGGGCCAAAAUCAUUGUCCAGCAAUUAUGGAACAAAGAGAGAGAGUGGGAUGACCCGUCACUGCCAGAUGACGCCCUCAAGGCCUGGAUAACCUGGGAGAAUGAGCUGCAGCACCUUCCAGAGAUUGUCUUGCCACGAUGCUAUUCAAGCCCCCCUCUGGAUCACCCAAGUUCCGUCAGGAGCCUCCACAUAUUCUGUGACGCAUCUGAGAAAGCUUACGGAUCAGUUGCGUAUCUUCGUACGGAGGGUUCAGGUGGUAAAGUGGAGGUGGCCUUUCUGACUGCACGUUCUAGAGUGGCUCCUAAGCGCCAGCAGUCGAUACCUCGAUUAGAGCUAUGUGCGGCGGUGACUGGAGCUCAGUUGGCAAGGUUGUUGCAGCGUGAACUCACCCUGGUACUUCAUGAAGUGGUACUCUGGACAGACUCCACCACAGUUCUUACAUGGCUUCAGUCAGACUCAUGCAGGUUUAAGGUGUUUGUGGGCACCAGGGUCUCCGAGAUCCAGGAGCUGACUGAGGCCCAAGCAUGGAGGUACGUGGAUUCUGGAAAUAAUCCCGCAGAUGACAUUACGCGCGGGAAGACCCUAACGGAGCUGGGGGGGGAGAGCCGGUGGAAGCACGGCCCAGCAUUUCUGCGCAUGUCAUCUGAGUAUUGGCCUACUAAGCCAAAGGCUGAGCAGUUGGACGCCACAGAGCUUCGCAAGGCUACAUUCUGCGGCUCUAUCACCACCACCCCUCUUCCGCCCUUACUUGAUGCCAGUCAAUUCAAUGGUUUCAGGGACAUGUUAGAGGCGGUUGUGAGGUCUCGCCAUGGGGCGGCAGGUAGCAAGUCAACGCCAACUGCACAAGACUAUCGGGAUUCUGAGAGAGAUUUACUGAGGCAAGUCCAGUUAGACUGCUUCGGGGAGGACUUUCAACACCUCUCAGAAGGAAAACCUGUCCCUUCCACCAGCCGGUUGAUUACAUUAGCCCCUGAAUAUGAUGAUCGACUGCAGCUGAUCCGGGUUGGAGGCAGAUUGCGUCGCAGUGACUUGCUGGACACAGAAACCAUUCAUCCGAUAGUUCUGGACCCAGCUCACCAGGUGACUAAACUCAUCAUACAAGAUGCUGACCGUGAUCUUCGUCAUCCAGGCUCAGAGCGACUCUUUGCAGAGCUUCGCCGACGGUACUGGAUCCUUCGGGGAAGAGAAGCGGUGAAGCGGCAUCAGCACUCCUGCCCUGAUUGUCGGAGAUGGAGAGCAAAGCCUGCAGUGCCACAAAUGGCAGACUUACCUCUUGCCCGCCUGCGGUUAAUGAAACCACCUUUCUUCUCUACAGGAACGGAUUGUUUCGGGCCCUUCAUGGUCAAAAUCGGACGGCGUAAUGAGAAGCGUUGGGGUAUAUUAUUUAAGUGCCUUACUACCCGAGCUGUCUACAUAGACGUCCUGACUAGUCUAGACCAGGAUUCCUUUCUGAUGGCCCUCCGCAGAUUCAUCUCACGCAGAGGAAAACCAGCGGAGCUUCUGUCGGACCAGGGCACAAAUUUCAGAGGGGGAGAGAGGGAAAUCCACGAGUCUUUCAAGGCACUGCACCCCACUUUACAAGCAGAACUGGCCAAACAUCAGAUUGAGUUCAGAUUCAACCCUCCAAGUGCGCCUCACUUUGGUGGUGCAUGGGAGAGGGAAAUCAAAUCUAUCAAAGCUGCCCUGUAUGCUACGAUCCAGAUGCAGACAGUGACAGAAGAAGUCCUGCGCACGGUUCUGAUCGAGAUAGAGGGCAUCCUAAACUCUAAGCCCUUGGGGUAUGUAUCCAGUGACGUUGCAGACCCUGACCCAGUAACCCCCAAUCUGCUUGUGAUGGGGCGGCCCGACCCAUCGUUGCCUCAAGUGUUGUAUCCAGAGUCCGAGCUGUUGAGCCGCCGCCGCUGGAGGCAUACGCAGGUCCUCGCUGACCAAUUCUGGAGGACAUUUAUUAGGCACUAUCUUCCUGCCUUGCAGACGCGCACCAAGUGGCAGAAAGAAGUGGCCCCACUACAAUCUGGGGCUGUUGCCAUGAUCGUUGACCCACAACUCCCGAGGGCACUUUGGCCUAUUGGCCGCAUCACUAAGGUUAUCCCAGGUGCAGAUGGGAGGAUUAGGACAGCAGAGAUUCAGGUGAACAACAGAACUUACACCCGGCCAGUUGCCCGUCUUGUUCCACUUCCUGCCAUACCUGAGACAGCACCUGAGACCAAUAGUCCUUCUCUGGGACAGCAAAUUUGACUGUGCAAAUUUGGGGGCGGCUGUAAAGAAGGACUCGUUAUUAAUGUCUUGGUAACGGGGAUCAGCCAAUCAGCGCCUUUGUUUUGGAGUCACGGAGAGGACACCCGUUUUUGCGCGAACUGAUAGGUUUCGUUUUUGAGUUAACGGUGAGAGUGGCCGGGAAGCCCAUCGUAGAUAUUUCUGAGGAGAAUAGUUAAUAAAUCAGUCAUCUGUGCUGUGAUCCGUGCAUGUGUGCGUUCAGAGACAUAACCACACACAUACUGUACAUUCUAAGAAGACAGACAAUCAUCUGUUGGCUGUCAAUAAACCCCUUCAAGAGAGUCAGAGCAUCCAGUUGCAUUCUUACCGAUGCACCACAGUGGUCACUUAUCCCAACAAGCUAUAAUUACAGUCCUAGCUAUCAAGGUCUUCGU